AUGUCCCAGCCAGAAUUGAUCAGCGACUUGGACGUGUCGGAAAGCACGCAGCAUCCGUGUCAGUGUUCCGCGAUCAACAACAUGGACCCUCUGAGGACGCCGAGGGACAGGACGGAGAGGAACAUGGGCAGCACCAGGAUCUCCAACAACAGUCAAGAUCUGCCGCGCAGCUUGGAGACCUUGCAGAGCGCUUUCGAGCCGAUACGCAGACUGGAGAGUCCUCACCAGGAUAGUUCGCAGAUCAAUCUGGACAACACUAGGAACGUCGAUCUGUUGGAGCACCAGGCGAACAUGUCGUCCAACUCGAGAUCCAUCAGCGGUCAGAGCUCGAUGUUAUCACGACACGGUCACAAUCUCUCCUGCAGUCCGCGCAACUUAGACCUGUCUCGCAACCUGGCGUUCGAAGCGGCGCGACGCGUCCAAGAGAGCUCGAGCCUGCAGGACAAUCAGCACAGCUUGACCUCGAGCCCCAGCCCCUUGCUGGAACCUGGGCCGAACUUGCUCGAGACAACGAGCAAGGAGCUGGACAAGCAGCUGGAGGAGCACUCCGGCUUGUCGCAAAAACCGAAUACCGCUAAGGAUAAGUUGAAGAGCGUUCAGCAGGUUCUGAACCCCUACCAGCACCAUCACGAGCCCGCGGCGGUCGAUCGCGGCGUGCACGGUCACUUUCACAGCGAUAUGCACGCCCACAUCCACAAGCACGCCGAUAACUUCAGAGGCGCCACGAACUUGGACGCCGGCGAAGGCUUGAUGGGCUAUCAGCAGCACCAACGGCAACACACGCAUCAUCAUCACGGUAACGCGAAGACCGGCGUAGCUCAUCAUCACGGAUCCGGGACGCAUCACCCGCACGCGCAGGCCAUCGCCGGGCACCAUCACGGCAACCUGGCGGCCAGUCUUACCGGUCAUGUUCAUGGAAAUCCCGGACCUUUGAGCGCGUCUGGUUCCAGUUCCAUCAAUCAGACUAGCUCGACCACCCCGACCGGGCACCAUCAUCCAACGUCGAUGCCGAUCACCGCCACGAUAAACCACGUGAACUCGCCGCACAGCCAUCAUCGGCUCGGCACCGGCUCCAGCCUGACCCAUCAUUCGAAUCCUACCUUUUCAAGUGAGCAUCACGGCACGUCCAGUGCUUUGAGCGGCGCGUCGUCCAACUCGAGCAUGAUGAAUCACGGUGGCUCACCCGCGGUACACCGCCACGUAGUUAACGUCAACAGUAGUCUGUCGACGACGCCGUUGGGCGGCCAUCACCACGGUAGUUCGUCGGGCAGCCUGACGACCGGUCACUCCAGCGUCAACCACCAUCACGUCAGCUCCGGUAUAUCCUGCGAGUCCUCGUCGUCGAACGCCAACACCAGGACGCACAGCAGGCUAGACCAUGUCCACGACCAUCAUCAUCACCUACAGCCGGUGCACUCGUUGCAUCCGAGUCAUCCCGACACCAGACAGCGGGAUCGGGCUCCCUCCAGCUUGGAUCAUCAUGGACACCACCACGCCCACGUUCACAAUCAUGGCCAUCCGCACGGACAGAACGACACCAAAAACGCGUCUCUCAUGGGCGUCGACGCCAUUCAGGUUUCGGCCCCUACGAAGAACAAGUGUCAAUGUCACGUGGUGCAGCAACCCGGAGGAAACAAUAGAGGCGCCGAGGGUGAGAGUGACGGAGGCGUCGAGGUGACAUCGAGAACGCAUCAACCGCCCGCCCUUCCGCCACGUCCACCGCCGAGACCAACAAGACGCUACGAGACAACCGCUGCCAAUCAAUGUCACACCGGCGAAGGCGGCUGCUGCAAGAAGUACGUAGUCCUUUGCUGCCUUUGCGGCGGCCUGAGCGCGGCGGUCGGCUGCCUGUUUUUGGCGGUGCACGCGGUCCUCUCGGCCCACACAGCCAGCUUAGCGCUCUUCGAGACCGUGCCGUCUUACAUUCCUGGCAUUAUGCUGAUCCUGAUGGGUCUCUUCACAAUGCUGCUGGCUCGGCGAAAGCAUAGAUACGGACUUCUGAUGAAAGUCUGCGGUUCCGUGGGAGUGGUGUGCGCGAUGGUGUGCGUUCUCGUCACCGUCACCACCACGGUGAUUCACAUGUCCCGAUUGCAGGGACUUCGCGAGUGCGUUUACACUGCGCGCGCGAGAUCGUGCACAUGUUACGGCGCGCCGCAAUCGAAAGGGGAUCCCGGGGUGCUGUUUGAGGGAACCCCUCACUGCGAAGCGGUGCACGGCGCGCUGUCGGACUGCCUGAGGGCCCUCUUCGGCGUCUCAGUCGCCGGUAUUCUGGCCUGCAUAUUCUCGUGCAUGCUGGUGUACCAAUUGUUGAGUCACGAGAAGAAGAAGAUGUACUGGGAGCAGUUGGAGCUGCGAUGCAGGUCGCUGUACGGCCAAGGAGGUGCCGUCGGGCCGCCGGCCGGGUCCUGCGGCUGCUGCAACGACUGCGGCGGUGCGAGCCCGUGGUGGGCCCAGACGCCGGGGAAUCUUUACACACCGAAUCCGGAUAUAGCGCCGUCCAGGAGAUGGCGACUGCCCUGGUCCAGGUCAAGGGGUCCGGCGCCGAGUCCGGACUCGAAUUACGGCUUUCACACGCAAACACGACCGGCGGAAGCUAACGUAGAGAGCGGUACGGGACCUUACAGUGUCCUCAAUUCACAGUCAAGCGGUCCCUACUCGGUCUUAAACACUCCGAGCGCCCCGUAUACGCCGAGUACCGCGUCCUACAGCGUCCUCGAAGCGCCUGUGCCAUUGUGGGGACCGCCGCCUCCUUACAGCGACCCGAACAGUCCAGCCAGGCGGCCACAGGUGACCGAAUCGAGAGCCAGAAUUGCCAAAAGGAUGGAUAACUUCGAGACUAGCGAAGAUCACAGGGCGCGAUCUGCGAAGCGGCCUUCGGACAAUUACGAGAACGCCGAGGAGAUCUCCAACAGCACGGAUCCCGAGGGCGGGAACGAGGGAACGAUCAAAGGUAGGAGAGCCAGGAAGCCCUUGAAGGGCGUGGAGAACGGGGCAUUUCAGCAGGAGGCGAAUCCCGGCCCGAAGCAAUCCGAGAGCGAGCUGUAUUUCGGUGACGUGUCCUCGUGCUGCGGACCGGAGAGUAGUUUUUACGAUCUGGCUGUGGAGAAAGAAGGCGCGGAGCACACGGAAGGUGUCGACUACCUGGCGGCCAGGCUGGGCAAGCGUCAGUUGUCGAAGAGGUCGCGGUUGCCUCUUCCCUUGCCGGCCGACACCAGCGACAUUCCGUCAGACAAUUACGCGAACAGCGACGAGCCGAGGAACUCGAGGGGUCCGUUUCUCGCGCCGGACGCGCAGUACGAAGUGAUCCAGCAGGGUCGUUACUCCUAUUACGCGUCGAAGGACGACGAGGAGCUGCAGGAGGGCCCGGCGAGUUCCGGCUACUUCCGCGAGGACGAGAACGAGAGAGGCAGGGAGAGGGAUUACAGGGAUUACAGGAGCAGUCAGGAGGAGGAGACGCCACAAUGUUGCCUCAGCGACUCGACGACUCUGGACUCCGGCUGGCAGAGCGGAGAGCAACCGCAAUCGGACGAUAACGUGCGGCCGGUGAAUGUGUGACCCUAGACGCGAUCGUGCGGAUCUAGUGCGGACGAAGUGAUGAGAGCGAUCGACGAUAUUUCGCUCGCCUCCGGGGAGAUGUUCGCCGACGAGACGAUUAGCGGCGCGGAGAGACACGACAAUAGUUCUCGACCUGUGAAUACGUAAUUUAGAUCGAUCGUAAGUAUGCCCGAGUGGAAAUCUUGGUUCGGCAGUUGUAGUUCUUCCUAACCCUGCGGAUUCCGUCGGACUUGAAGGACCAAUGGAAGAUCUCAAGGUAUAAUAUUAUGCAGACCACUUACUUUUGACGCUACAAACGGCUACUUCCCGCUGCUUUGUUGUGAUUCUUAAAACUACUUAUUCAAGAGAUUAUUUAACAUUACAGUAUCUCAAUAGUCUACCUGCAUUUAAUCUCUCUUAAUUUGUAAUUUUAAUCAGAAAUGUAUUAUUUAUUUAUUUAUUUAAACGAGAAGAUGUUCCUGAGUACAAUGAAUAAUAAUAAAUAAAAUAAAGUGCAAAUAGAAAAAGAAGAAAACAUUUCGAAACAAAUUAUUCAAAAUGAAAUGAAUUGCGUGCAACUUGCUCAACUGCAGUUAAGCUAUUGCGAUAAGCAAUUAUUAAAUAAUCUUAUAAAUAGUGACACAUGUAUAAUUAAUAUUAAUAGAUAAUA
Messenger RNA from Dinoponera quadriceps, 4204 nucleotides. RefSeq lists its product as uncharacterized. The record is from RefSeq and is a predicted model, not a curated record. Bases 1 to 3555 code for a protein of 1184 amino acids. The transcript is spliced from 10 exons. Lineage: Eukaryota; Metazoa; Arthropoda; Insecta; Hymenoptera; Formicidae.